Haplochromis burtoni (Burton's mouthbrooder) is the source of this 2225-nucleotide messenger RNA. RefSeq names its product TRAF3-interacting JNK-activating modulator. The record is from RefSeq and is a predicted model, not a curated record. The transcript has 14 exons. NCBI's taxonomy places the organism in Eukaryota, Metazoa, Chordata, Actinopteri, Cichliformes, Cichlidae. Bases 198 to 1937 code for a protein of 579 amino acids.
GUGGUUCUCUUCACUUCCUGUAAAAACUAUGCUCAACAGAAACAGCUACAUGUGAAACACAGGCACGAAAAAAAACCCGGCACUAUUUCAGAAGAGUGAGAAAAUGGAUGACUUAUCAACAACCUCAUGAAGCGCUCUCCCCACUGAAUGAGAUGGCCCAGUAGGCUUGAGGUGACAUAACAGCCAGGGGAGCUGCCAUGGACGCCCUGGCCAUCAGUGGAUUCCAACUCUCGCCGGAGAAACACUUUGACCGAAUAUUGGACAUCAGAGCAGAGAAGCGUGAGUACCUGCGAGGACGUAACAAUGUGACUUCAUGCCGCAGCCCUCCCAGAGACAGUACCACCUGGCAGAUAAAGAAAGAACUGAAAGAGAAGAGGCAGUUGGAGUUUCUGAGGAGGAGAUCGGUGAGCCCAGUGUGGCGUGAAGGCUCAUCGAGAAGAAAUUCUCCCUCACAGAUAUUUUCAAUGAAGUAUUACAGUUCAAGCUCAACAAACACCGAGAAUGCUAAAGGAUAUCCGCCCAUGGUUUUGACACCAAACAGCAGCAUAAGCAGUGAUCCAAGCACCAGCACAUGGGCCUCACUGUGGUCAGAACAGAUAACAGUGAUGAAGCAGGACAAAAGUCAUGCAAAGAAGCAAUCACCUACCUCCACGCCAUCUGUGAAGGAAUCAGAGCAGCACAGGGUGAAAAGUAUUCAUAAAAAGGACACGAGUGUAAACGCACAAAAGACAACGACAAAAACACUCAUCAAAACAGAGAAGAUUUACCAGAAAUCAUCUGUACAAACUGAAAGCAUUCUUCAGAAAAAGAUACUGAGAGAGACCGGCGUGCAGACAGAGUCCGGACUCAUCACCGUUAAAGAAUCAGAUAUUCAGAAAUUAGCUGACUACCUACAGGAGGCUCUGUGGAGAGAAGAUGUGAUGAAGAAGAAGCUGGCUGAACUCCAGGAGAGCACGACAAACCUCGUGAACUCAUCCAACAAAAUAUGGACAUCUCGCUGCAGUGAAGAUCUGCUGAGAAACAAGAUCAAGGCUUUGGAGGCGCAGCUGCAAGCUUGUCUGCAGAAGUUUCCAAAAGAUGGUGUAAAGAAGCUGGUGGUACAGAUGGAAAAGCAGAGGAUGGUAUAUGAAGAGAAGGCCUUGAUUGCCCUGCAGAAGGCCACACAGGAGAAAACUGAGGCCCUCAGCAAGGCUGAGACUCUGCAGGAAGCGCUAAUUACAGCAAAGGCAGAGGCCCUGAAGUGGCAAAGCCUUCAUGAGGAGCUGAAGCUGAGCUCUGGAAAACUCAGGGAGAGCCAGCACCUCAGUAAUGAACAGCUGCAACAGCUGCACAGCCAAGUGGAGCUGUGCAGAGCCAGAGAGCGUGAGCUGAGAGAUGAGAUGCUUUCAUUGAGACAAGAAAAGCAGGACCUACAGUACAACAUUUGUCUGCUGGAGGAAGACAACCAGACCCUAAGAGAAGAAAUCCAGCAGCUCAGAGAUGGCGAAGAGGAGAGUCAAGACUUCAUGAUGCAGGAGUGUCUGGCGUCACCUGAACCUCGGCUGACGGUGAGGAGAGACUCUCAGCUGGAGGACCAGCUCCGCCACACUCAGGAGAAACUCCAGCUCAAAGAGAGAGAGUGCGAGGAGCUGCAGGCAGAGCUGCACACCAUGGAGCAGGAGUGUCAGUCCAGCCAGGCCCGGCUGUCGCAGUGCAGAAACGAACUCCGGCAGCUCAGCCACCGCCGCAGGGGACCAACACCGUGUGGAUCCUGGUGGAAGCUGUGCUUGUUCUUCCUUUUACUCCUCGCUGUAGCAGGGGUCGUAAUGCUGUGGCUGUGGCAUCCGCCUUUCAGGGAGCAAGUUGAGGACCUGUACUCAGACAUAGAGACACGUAUUGAAGAUUAUCUCAUGAAAAUGGCCUCUCCUCGACACUCGGGCUGCUUCAGACCAAUAUGACAUUGCUCCAAAUCUUGUUUUUUGUUGACGUUUUGUUGCUUUAUGUCAAAAUUAGAUUUAUAUAGAAUGUAGUUUGUUGACAUUUUUGUAUUUAAAAACUCUUUGGACUUGGAACUCGGUGUUUGCGUGAUGUUUGUGAGGUUGCGUCGGGUUGGUGUUGGGGACAAGUGAGCAAAAAGUUCCAGUACGAGUAAAGAAACUCGGCAAUGCUUGUUUUAAAUUUGCCCAAACUGUUGGAAAAUGUUGAUGGCAUUUUAAGAAACUGUGAGUUUAACUAUGAGAACAGCG